GUUGCACGGAAACUGUUGUGGCGCGCUGCUUGACUUUGAACUGGUGUUUACGCUGCGCUUUCAUUUGCCUUGCAGGAACCUGGUCGUGUGCUUUAACGGAAGAAGUGCAAGCAGAAGAAGAUUGACUGUAAUGUUUAUCUUCCUUUUUAUAACAUUAUUUCCUCUAUUGUAGUUUGCUACGUGUUGCUUAAUAAAUCUCCAGUUCCAAUCUCCGGAGUUCUCCCAAGCUUGCAUAUUACAAUAUUGGCGACCCUGCCGAGGCACGUUCAUCAGGAAUCCUGUAUCACUGGUCUAACGAAGAUAAUGCCGAAGACAACUAAUAAAGCCGAUGACGAAACUAAUUUCGACGCUAAUGAUCCGACGACAAAGCUCGCCGCUUCGCUCGAUAUGUUAUCACGGACUUUGCAGAAAAUGUCGACUUCAUCAACUUCUUCAACCAGCAUGCCAUCUAUCCCGCCGCCAGAACGUUUUACCCUGGGGAUGCUGUACCCCAGAUGGGAAAAGCAAGUCCAGUUUUAUCUGCGUCAUUUCCCAUCCAACCAACAGGCAGCUGUGCUCGCCGGUCUGCUCUCGGGAGAGGCCUUUGAUAUCGUUGCAGACAGUAAACUUUUGGAGAAAGAAGUCACAACCGAGACUUUUUCCGCCAUGCGCCGAUUAUUAGCCCGCCCCGGUCUACCUGCGCCCCUACGCAGGGCAUUCCAUGCUCGUUACCAAUAUCCGGCGGAAACCAUACGCACAUACGUUCGCGAACUGCAGAGGAUGGCCGAUAUCGCGUACGAGAACGAAACGCCAGAUGAACGUGAAAAGCUGGUUUUAGGACAACUCCUAGAGGGCGUUCAAACGCCGUCUAUUAAAAGGGAGUUCUUGCGAUACCCUCCACGCCGUUUGGACGAGGCAUUGGAAACAAGUGACCAUUUGGAAGACAUAGAUGCAGCCAUGGGUACGCCUACAUCUGGCUGUUUUGCGGUACGAGGAAACACACGACAUAGAGGCGUCCGACCUGAAAGAAUGACGGGAAAUCCCGGCCGUUUUCAGAGAUAUCCUGCCCCACGACGACCGGCACAACCAGGUUUCCGUUGGCCCCGCAGACAAACGUCAUACCGCGGAUCGUCUCGCUACAGGAACACGCCAGGUGAGCAUACCAUGACAUCAUUUGUGAUACCAUCUCUAACUUGCAACUCGAUUGUGACGUCGCUAACACUAGAAUUAUCGAUAGCUGGGAUUUGCUUACUGGGGCUAGUGGAUACUGGCGCAGCUAGAAGCCUAAUCAGGGCCAGCGUGAGUAGGAGUUUCUCAAACUGUGUUAGAAAACCUUGUAACGCUCGCCUUACCGCGGCCAACGGGUUACCACUAGUUGUUCGGAAUUCCAUCGUUGCCCCCGUUGUUGUAGCCUGCACAAGGUUUAACCAUGAAUUUAUCGUUGCUGAUCGGAUACCGUUCGAUGUUAUUAUCGGAAUAGAUUUGUUGAGGAGGUUAAAAUGCCGACUUGACCUGGAGAAAUCCCAACUAAUCACUGAUUCGUGCACCAUACUGCUGAGAGCAAGCAGCAACAGCAAUUUUGAGGAUUUUACGUUAUAUGAGUGCAGCGUCAAAGAGCAACAAUGUGUAGACGAUUUUAUUCGGUCGAUUGGGCUUUCAGCUGACACAUUAACACAGGCACGAUUAGCGCAGGUCAUACAAAAUUAUUCAGAUGCCUUUGCAUGGAAAUCCGGCGACUUGGGACGGACCGGCCUCGUGAAACAUUCUAUUGACACUGGUGUGGCUAGACCGAUUAAAGUGCCUCCGAGACGUAUUCCAAUCCACUGGCAGGGUGAGAUACAGAAGCUGAUAGAUGAGAUGUUAGAGAAGAACGUUAUCCAACCCUCCAACUCCCCGUGGGCAUCUCCGGUUGUCCUUGUAAAGAAAAAGGACGGUGGCUUCCGAUUAUGCGUCGAUUACCGAAGAUUGAACGAGGCUACUCGAAAGGACGCCUACCCACUCCCAAGGAUCGACGAUCUGUUCAACGCACUUGGCGGAUCUGUGUAUUUUAGCACACUUGACCUGGCUUCCGGGUAUUGGCAGGUGGAAGUAGAAGAGAGCGAUCGAGCGAAAACCGCCUUUGUCGUGCCCUCUGGGUUGUAUGAGUUUCAGACCAUGCCAUUUGGCUUAUCUAACGCUCCAGCUACCUUCCAACGGCUUAUGCAAAAAGCAUUAGCUGACCUGAUCCCGCGUAAAUGCCUCGUGUAUUUGGAUGAUGUCAUCGUACAUGGAAAGACGGAAUGUGAACACUUGGACAAUUUGGCUAGUGUUUUGGAAUGCUUGUUGAGGGUGGGAUUAAAGCUCAAGCCCUCAAAGUGUCAUCUCUUGAAAAGGGAAGUGGCGUACUUAGGGCACAUAAUAUCUGGAGAUGGUAUUCGAACGGACCCGGUAAAGGCUGAACAGGUCAGGUCGUGGCCAACGCCAACCACUACGGAGGAGUUACGUAGUUUUCUCGGGUUAGCAUCAUAUUAUCGGCGAUUUAUUCGAAACUUCUCAUCCAUUGCAGCCCCAUUACACUCAUUGCUAGAGAAGGGUCGCAUGUUCGAAUGGUCGAAGCAGUGCGCAGAAGCUUUCAAUCACCUACGUGAAUCUCUCUGUACGGCCCCUUUGCUAAUAUUUCCCGAUUUGUCCCCGUCUGCUGGCCAGUUUAUCUUGGAUACUGAUGCGAGUGAUAAGGCGAUUGGAGCAGUGUUAUCACAACUGGGAUCGGAUGGUGUCGAACGAGUCGUGGCAUAUUGUAGUCGCAGUCUCAGCCCGAGGGAGCGAAAUUACUGCACGACUAGGAAGGAGAUGCUGGCAUUGGUAUAUUUCAUCAAACAAAACCGACAUUAUCUAUUAGGUCGAAAGUUUCUGGUCCGCACAGACCACCAGUCACUUCGGUGGCUGCAGAAUUUUAAAGACCCCGAAGGCCAAAUCGCGCGUUGGCAAGAGCAAUUGCAGGAAUAUGACUUUGAGUGCAGACAUCGCCCCGGUAAGCAACACGCUAAUGCUGAUGCAUUGUCACGAAUUCCCCCUCGUAACCAUGGAGAGUGCCCUUCGUGUAAUACGCAACACGUAGCAAUCGUCAAUCUUCAAGGAGCAGAGUAUGGUCGGUGGCAAACGGCACAGGCGAACGAUCCCGAUACCGCACUGAUCUACGAGAGGCGUCUUAAUGGCGGCGAUAAACCAACGAGUAAAGAGAUGGAAGGGAAAAGUUAUGAAGCUCGUUGCCUUUGGUCCAUGUGGGAUUACCUGACCACCGAAGAAGGAGUUUUAGUUUUCAAUUUCGGACCGACGUACACGAGAAGAAUCAUCGUCCCGCAUUCUAUGGUUAGGGAAGUACUGAGCGAUUUACACAAGGAAAUGGGACAUGCAGGGAUCAAUAAAAUGGACGAAGCGGUUCGACGACGUUUCUGGUGGCCCCAUCAACGGAGAGAUGUGAUCAACUACUGUCAAGCGUGCGAAGAAUGUGGUACCUUUAAAAACCCUCGUAUUGUUAAUCGUGCACCCUUGCAGCCCAUGGUGGCCGGCUAUCCUAACGAGAUAGUAGGAGUGGAUCUCAUAGGCCCUUUACCUGAGACGCCAAGAGGUAAUCGCUUUAUUUUGGUCAUGAUCGAUUACUUUACUAAAUGGUGCGAGGCUAUACCGAUAAGACAGGCGGAUACGUCCACUGUGGCAACAGCUUUGGUAAAUCAUUGGGUCUGCCACUGGGGUGCACCAGGGCAGCUACACUCGGAUAAGGGAUCGUGCUUUGAGAGCUCACUGGUAAUUGAAGUUUGUCGGUUACUUGGGAUAGACAAAACUCGAACCACAGCGUAUCAUCCUCAAGGAAAUGGGCAAGUGGAAAGAACAAAUCGUUCUCUUAAAUCGUUGCUGAAGGCCUUCGCGGACAGGAAUAUCAAUGAGUGGGACAAUGUGUUGCCCAGAUGCCUACUUGCAUACAGGAGCACAGUACAUUCAUCGACGGGACAGACACCAUUCCUUAUGUGGACAGGAAGAGAGGCACGAUUACCUUCGGAUCUACGUCUACCGAUGACGCAACAGCUACAGUCAUCGGUUAUGGAAUAUGUUAGCAAGUUGUUAGACUCCCUUUGGCAGUCUCAUCAGUCAGCACGAGUGCAUUUAGGGAAUGCACACCGGCGUCAGAAGGAAUAUUACGACAAGAAGGUAUUUGGCGUACCCCUGAAAGUUGGUGAUUUAGUUUGGUUACACCAACCUCAAGCAUCAGGAGUGCCGGCAAAGUUUCACAGAGAGUGGACGGGUCCAUAUACGGUAGAACGAGUGCUCUCUGAGGCCACCUGUAUGAUAAAGGAUCGUAACAACCCUAAUAGUCAACCUAUAGUUGUCCAUUUCAAUCGCCUCAAACCCUGUAGACAAGAAGCUGAGUCAAUCGAGUCAGAGAGGGCAGAUUCACCACCAGUGGUCGCUCGUGAACUUGAAGUACCGGCUGAGGGGGGCUACGGGGUAGCACCGGGGACGGCGCUCGAAGGAGGGAGGGUGUAGUGUAGUGUUGCACGGAAACUGUUGUGGCGCGCUGCUUGACUUUGAACUGGUGUUUACGCUGCGCUUUCAUUUGCCUUGCAGGAACCUGGUCGUGUGCUUUAACGGAAGAAGUGCAAGCAGAAGAAGAUUGACUGUAAUGUUUAUCUUCCUUUUUAUAACAUUAUUUCCUCUAUUGUAGUUUGCUACGUGUUGCUUAAUAAAUCUCCAGUUCCAAUCUCCGGAGUUCUCCCAAGCUUGCAUAUUACAC
This is a messenger RNA of Dicrocoelium dendriticum, 4747 nucleotides long. The record is from the annotation of a GenBank genome assembly. Lineage: Eukaryota; Metazoa; Platyhelminthes; Trematoda; Plagiorchiida; Dicrocoeliidae.